AUGCCUUCUUUCGCUCAAAAAUUUUUGUCUGCAACAUUAACACUAUUCAUGGUGAUCAUUGUCCUUCGGAUUUUUGUUGUCAAUGGAACUCCGAACACAGAUUUUUACGCUGAAGAUUGCAGUAUUGAUGGUUACGCACCCGACGAUCCUCACCAAAGCAGUAUAGGUUAUGUGCUGAGUGAUCUAGUGACGGGAACACCCGCCGCGCCGGGAUACCGAUACCGUAAUGUGCCUCCUCCUGGUUCUCUUUCUCAAGCUUCCGGUCAAGGAACUUGUACGCCGUCGUUGUCGGUUUCAGAUUGCGAGACAUGCAUGGUCGCCGCGUAUGGUGCUAUCCAGAAUUAUUGUCCUGGUCAUUUGUCGGGUGAUGUGAUCCUCAAAGAUUGUUCGAUUGGAUACUUUACAAUGUAA
This is a messenger RNA of Oldenlandia corymbosa var. corymbosa, 411 nucleotides long. The record is from the annotation of a GenBank genome assembly. NCBI's taxonomy places the organism in Eukaryota, Viridiplantae, Streptophyta, Magnoliopsida, Gentianales, Rubiaceae.